Molecule: messenger RNA, 3001 nt
Organism: Prorocentrum cordatum
Lineage: Eukaryota; Dinophyceae; Prorocentrales; Prorocentraceae
Source: the annotation of a GenBank genome assembly
AUGACCAGGGUCAUUACCAUCCAGAUGAUCGGUGCAGUCAGAGAGAUGCGCGAGGAACCGCAGGUGGAGGACGCGAAGACGCACGCACUGGAAGGCGACUUCACGGAGACAAGGAAGGAGCAGUUGGAACAGAUCGCACGAUGCGGCAACAUUAUCGUAAAGGUGAUCCCGAUCAAGGACGCGACGUCCAAGAUCCUGACGGGGGAGUUGGUCGACGCCUACCCGGCGGGCGGCAGCAGGCAGAGCCGGUGGACCACGAGGGGCUUCGAGCAACAGGUGAACGGGCGCGAGAACUUCGUGGCCGCGGCCCCUUCACUUCCGCACCUGAAGGCGAUGCUGGCCAAUGCGGAGUUGCGCGAUCACGCGGUGGCGUUUGGCGACGGCAGUGGGGCCUUCUAUCAGGCGCCGCUCACCGAGGGCCGCAUCUUCCUGGAACCGCCACCAGAAGCAGGAGCACCUGAAGGACAUGUCUGGGAGGCGCUGUGCGCGUGUCCAGGACUCGAAGGAGCGCCGAAGGCUUGGGGGGAUCACGGCGCGAACGCUAUGGAGGAGUUGGCGAUGGUCAAUGGGGCCACUGCGACGGGCCACGCAGGCGGUAACGGCCGGGGCGGCUACGCGUUCAGCGGCAAGACGAGCUUGAUCGACGACAUCUUGAAGGAGUUGGGCCUGGAGGCGGCGAAGCCAUCAGUACUGCCCGAGACCAAGAAUGAGGUGCACGUGAAGAGCGACGAGGUGAAGCUGGAUAUGAAGGGCCUGAGGAGGUUGAAGAAGAUGGCGCGAUGCCUUGCAGGCGCGCGCGACUACAAGGUGCAGUUGGUUCCGGACAAGGGAGGCACUGCAGAGUGGAUGGAGAAGACGGUGCCGCUCGUGAUAAGCGACAGCAGCAGUGCGCUACAUAUCGCGAAGGAGCGCGGUCCAGGAAAGGUUGAUCACGUGGGGGUCCGCUUCCUGGAGCUGCAGCAGUGGAGCGUCGCAGUGUGGGACAUGGUGCGGCAGCAGAUGUUCCAGUUUCUCACGAAGAUCUGCAACCGAAAGCUGUACAGCAAGCAGGGCGUCGAGCUGCUGAGCAUGCUGCUCACACUCCCCGAGUGGACAGAUGGCGACGUCGUUGACGAGGCCGCCGUGAUGCGGGUGCUGGACGUGCAGGUCUCCGCAGGCCGCGAGGGCUCCCAGGCGAGCUCCAAGGAUGGCUUCAAGGAGUUGCCAGGGGACGCUAAGCUGAACGAGACGAAGCUUGGGGAGGCGCAGUCCAGCGAGCAUCCAGGGAGCCCAGAAGGCAGCGAGGAAUACCUACGGAUGGGGCGUGACUGGUCGGCCGUCGUCGAGUCCUGUUCAAAUGUCCUGUCGGACAUCUCCUCGCCUUCGCAUUUGCAGCGCGACGAGAAGAACGAGUCGAUGUCUAAUUUUCUGGACGUCUCCUUUCCCGACUCAGAAGGCGAAGCCGAGGUGUUCGUCACCUUAGAGGCCGCCAGUCCCAACGAGGGCGAUGUUCUGGCAGCGCCGGCAGCUAUCAACGCAGAUCGUCGGAAGACCUGGAGACGAAAUCGCGAUCGGAAGCGGCAGCUCAAGUGGGCCGACAGCUCUACGACCAGUCCAAGGCCCGCGGUGGCGAGGCUCGCGAUCGACAGUUGGAGCGGACGGAAGGAGGGCGCCGUCACCGCCUUCGCCGACCUCGCGCACGCCAGCGUCGUCGAUUCUUUUGCAGCCAUUUUGCAGACUUCCCCACAGAAAACGGUCGUCUGUCUCACCGUCGACCCCGGGGCCGCGAUAGUGGGAGCGGCCGCCGGACAGGAGUCGGUCGGCGAGCCGGGCGCGUGCGAGAGAGCCAUCUCCGAGAUUGCCUCGGUGACUGGGCCACCCAAAGACGCGGGCGACAGCUCCUCGAGCAAGGCACUUGCGGCCGCGGACAGCUCAGCUGCGCGCGCGCCUGCAGGCGCGGGCGAGUCGCUUGAUUGGCCGGCUCCGCCGCCGCCCCCAUUUGUCACAGAUGGGCGCGGCGAGGCCGCGGCUGAUUCCGAUCCUGACGCCACCUCUGCUCGCGAGGGCCCAGGGGGCGCGGCGCUGGCUGGGGGUCCUGAGGACGUCGACGCGCCGUCGACGCAGGGGGCGCGGCGCCCCUUCCCGUCGCAGCUGGCCCAUCCGAUGGCGCUGGCCAAUGCGCCGGCGCAGGUGGCGACGCAGAAGGGCGCGAUCCACGUGAUCGACCGCAACGACCCGCAGGCGGCGGAAAACCUGCAGGCCUCCAUCAGCUACCAGUGGCACCGCCGAGGCAGCCGGCAGCCGGGGACGGCGCCCAGCAGCCGCGGGAUCGCCGGACAGCUCCCGCGCCCACGCCCGCUCCUGUCCCAGACCCUCCAGCACAGCCUUCACGCGGAAGGCCCGUGGACUCGCCGGCGCCAGCGCCCUCGAAGGCCAGGUCGAGUGGAGGCGCGGGGCUCCAGGCUCGGGUCGAGGCGGCGCGGGGCCGGCCGGGCCUGCCGCGGUGCCACCGAACUUGGAAGCGAGGUGGGCGCUCCUGAGGACGAUUCUCUCGCGCUCCCAGCCCUCGUGGGCGUGGGCUCAUUUGAAGAGUCUUGCAGGUGGAUGGAUCACGUCAGCCAGAAUGCCUGUCCUCGUGCGCAGGAGCUGUCGCUUAGGGUGCGAAGGAUGUGUGGACUCCCUUCCUCACUACCUCUGCUGCCCUCGUCUUCUCCACCUUCUGUCUCGUCAUCGCCCUCGUGCUUUUCUCCCGCCCUGCCCCAUGGCGAGGAUUGGGCUUGGAGACGAGGGGCAGUAUGACCGUCUCUUCUCGAGGGCGGACGCUCACUGUUUGGUGGUCCUGGCCUUCCACUUCUACCAUAAACUAAAAGCAGAACAGGAUGCUGCGCCUGGCUCUGCUCGUGAUCUCGAAUAUCAUUUGAAGAUUCUGAGAGGUGCCAGAAUUGCAACGGGCGCCUGAGAUGGAGGAUUGCUUUCCGAGGCACGUGCGCUCCUCCUCUCCUCCUCCUCCUCUUCUCCUCCU